GAGUCGAAAAAUAUUGAAAUGUAUUUUCAAUAUGAAACCAAUUAUUAUUUUCUGUUUUAUUUUAUUGCAGUAAAUAGCAUUCCAAAUAUGAUACAAUCAAACCAUAUGACCAACGGGAUUUGCACUGUGCACGCUUUAGAAGUUUGGGCUUUUCAACGCUAGCGUGUUGUCCUACAGAAACGUAAACAAUUCCAUAUUCACCGGCUUUAUCACAAAAACAACUCUACCUUCAGCUAAAUCCCACCGAAAAAGUGUUCACCGAGAGGUUUUCCUACUUUUCUUGUGACCCCAGUAUACCUGAACAGCCGGCAAAGUGGCGGACGUACCGAAAAUGAAGCUCAUCGACUCGGUCGUGAGGAGCUUCAAGGUGGCGAAGGUGUUCCGUGAGAACACGGACAAAAUCAAUGCCAUCGACUUUUCCGCCAACGGUGAGAUGCUGAUAUCGUGCAGUGAGGACGAUCAGAUUGUGCUGUACGAUUGCGAGAAGGGUACGCAGAUCCGGACGGUUAACUCGAAAAAGUACGGUGUCGAUCUGAUACACUUCACACACGCGAACAACACGGCAAUACACAGCUCGACCAAGGUGGACGAUACGAUCCGGUACCUGAGUUUGCACGACAACAAAUACCUGCGGUACUUUCCCGGCCACACGAAGAAAGUGAUCUCGUUGAACAUUUCCCCGGUGGAGGAUACGUUUCUGUCCGGAUCGCUCGACAAGACGCUCCGGUUGUGGGAUCUCCGUUCGCCCAACUGUCAGGGUGUGAUGCAGCUAAAUGGCCGCCCGGUGGCGGCGUACGAUCCGGAAGGUUUAAUUUUUGCCGCUGGCGUUAAUUCGGAAAGUAUAAAGCUUUACGAUUUGCGCUCGUUCGAUAAGGGACCGUUUGUGACGUUCAAAUUGAAUCAGGAGAAGGAAUGUGACUGGACGGGGUUAAAGUUUUCGCGGGACGGGAAAACCAUUCUCAUCAGUACGAACGGUUCCAUCAUACGGUUAAUUGAUGCCUUCCACGGAACACCUCUGCAAACGUUUACAGGACAUCUAAACAAUAAGGGUAUUCCAAUCGAAGCCUCUUUCAGUCCGGACUCGCAGUUUAUCUUUUCCGGCAGUACGGACGGACGAGUGCACGUGUGGAACGCUGACACUGGGUACAAAAUAUGUGUCCUAAACGGUGACCAUCCUGGCCCGGUACAGUGCGUACAGUUUAAUCCGAAGUUUAUGAUGCUUGCGUCCGCCUGCACCAACAUGGCAUUCUGGUUGCCGACCGGGGAGGAAUAGAUUGCAUAGAUAUUUUUAAUCAGCUGUUUACAGAUGAACACCGUUUUAUAACAAUGCUAUCAACAAUACAACCUCGAACAGGACACCAUGAGAUUUUGGGCGUCGAAUAAUAAAAUCUUUAAUCGAAAAGAUACCCUUUGACAAAAGGGCUGAAUCGGGUUCCACUUGUGUUCGGCAAGCUAGGCAUUAGCUUAAUAUUGUAGAUGCAGUACGUUUAAGAAUCAAGCUAAAUAAAAACAACAAACUUUCGAUGUGUAGUUUUCACUUCGAAAAUUCCCAAA
Molecule: messenger RNA, 1554 nt
Organism: Anopheles funestus (African malaria mosquito)
Lineage: Eukaryota; Metazoa; Arthropoda; Insecta; Diptera; Culicidae
Gene: Wdr82
Product: WD repeat-containing protein 82
Exons: 2
Coding region: 332-1273 (313 amino acids)
Cellular component (GO): Set1C/COMPASS complex
Molecular function (GO): protein binding; chromatin binding
Source: RefSeq, a predicted model, not a curated record